AGAGGCAUCAGUGUCAACCCGCGGUGGACUGAACGAGACAAGAUGCUGCGUCACGUCGCUCUGGUGUGCCUCGUGCUGGCCGUCUCCGCCAAACAGGUGGAGAAGCGCCAGAUCAACCAGAACUACGGCGCUCCGGCCGCUGCUGCCGCCGCCGCUCCCUCCCAGGGCUACGGUGGCCCCGGCGGUGCCGCCCCGGCUCUCGAUAGCUCCUUCAACGGUGUGGGCGGCGGCUUCGGCGGCGCUGUCGGUGGUGGAUUUGGCGGCGGCGCUGCUGCCGGCGGCAGCGGUGCCAAGUGCCGCGACGAGACCAAGUACAUCCUGACCUGGACCAAGGCCGUGAUCCCGGUGACCGUGUACGACACCCGCACUGAGUUCCUGCCGACCACGCUCUACAAGUACGUCACUGAGACCGAGUACUACCCUCAGACGGUUGUCCAGCUGGAGACCACCACCCGCGCCGGCGGCUCCGAGUACCAGGAGGAGACCAAGAUCGCCUACCGCACCAACACGGUGGUCAUCCCGCAGGUAGAGACCAUCACCUCCACCCUGGUCUUCACCGAGGACGAGCACGAGACGGUGACCGAGACGGACACCUUCACCCAGACCCAGGCGCAGCAGUACCCGGUCGAGGUGACGGUCACCAGCACUCAACAGAUCCCGCAAGUGCAGACCUCUGUGACCACCGAGUAUCAGACCCAGUUCCAGACCCAGUACGUCACCAGCUCGUACGAGGUGGUGCAGACGCAGACCCAGAACGAGCCGCAGGUGCAGUACAUCACCAACACCAUCACCAGCCAGAACGUGCAGACCGUCGAGGUGACCCGCACCCAGCAGAACGUGCAGACGGUCACCAAGUGCGCGCAGCAGCAGCAGCCGCAGCCGCAGCGUCCCAGCUACCCGCAGCAGGCGCGCCAGCCGCAGCGCCAGUACUAGACGCUCCCCAGAGGCAGCGUGACGCAGGCAUCCGUCAACACUCAGUCCACCAUAGUCUAAGUCAUUAGGUUAAGGCCGCGAAUUCCCAUGCUGUGAUAUUGCUGUAUGUGUAUUGACCGGAGGUGGCGCGGGAAGUCGUCCGCUGGUCGGACCAGUCCCCGUGACCCUCUGUUGUCUCACCUUGUUCACGCGUUCGUUUGUAUGUGUGUGUGGGCGUGUGCGUGUUGUCGCUCACACUCUCCCUCUCGGUUCGGUGACGUCAUCACGUACCAGCCGGUCGGAGAAAAGGUAAAGAACAGCUGAUUGUCCGCAUCAUAUACUCGUACGUGUAUUUAUGUAUUAAUUAUUCUUGUACAAAUGUUUUGUAAUAAAGUAACGUAUCUA
Messenger RNA from Amphibalanus amphitrite, 1317 nucleotides. RefSeq lists its product as uncharacterized. NCBI's taxonomy places the organism in Eukaryota, Metazoa, Arthropoda, Thecostraca, Balanomorpha, Balanidae. The record is from RefSeq and is a predicted model, not a curated record. The transcript is spliced from 2 exons. Bases 43 to 933 code for a protein of 296 amino acids.